Cephus cinctus (wheat stem sawfly) is the source of this 6048-nucleotide messenger RNA. RefSeq lists its product as uncharacterized. The record is from RefSeq and is a predicted model, not a curated record. The transcript has 4 exons. Gene Ontology annotation, biological process: response to oxidative stress. Lineage: Eukaryota; Metazoa; Arthropoda; Insecta; Hymenoptera; Cephidae. Gene Ontology annotation, molecular function: peroxidase activity; heme binding. The coding region runs from base 748 to 5544 and encodes 1598 amino acids.
UUCCGAGUUAAUAAAUUUCCUAGUUAUUCUUGGCAAUAGGCUAGAAAUUAAUUACACCGUAACAGGGACGUCAUACGGGGACAGUAGAAAAUAGCAAUUCGUUCCUGGUAUAUUGAAGUGUAAUGGCGCGAUACAGCGAAGCAUUAACUACAUCCUCACCGCAUGUCACUCUAUUUAUUGCGAAAAGUACUUUACGGUGCUUUGCGGUUCUCGCGCUCGUCGACGUUACCAUCACGUUACGUAUUACCAAGGUACAGGUCGACCCGAAUAAGAAGAAAGCGAAUCUUUUCGUUAGGGAAAUUUAUGGUAAUCGCCAUUACGUUGAGGACCGAGUGCGACUUUACGAAGGGAAGCACAGAAGCCGGGAGCCAGAAAAAUAGAGAAGAAAGUAUACCCGUGGAAAGAAAGAGCGUAAAGCACAGUCCGCAUGGAACUGCAUUUUAAAAGGGAGUUUCUUUUUUUAAUUUCAAGCAAAAAGGCAUAUGGGCGUUAUUUAGCUUUUGAAUACAUGACAAAAUGGAAGCGCUCGUAUAUGUGUAUAGUAUACGUAACGUAACUAUAUUAUGCAUCGCUGCUAUUAAAACUGGUCGACCCAUAGCUCCAUUAAUGAUUCACGUUGUUUUACCAUUUUAUAAAUGAAAGAAAAAUUCCUCCCACUCGUAUGGUUUACGUAAGAAUAUUGCCUGCUUCAGUGGCAUUCAAUAUGUUGCAAUGCAGUAGCCAUUUAACACGCCGUUUCUGCACAACAUGUCUACCGAGAAGACACCGUUGACGAAUUUGUCAUCCAGAACGACUCCUUGUCCCUUUUACGUAGACAAUGGCGUGCAUCCAUUUUACACACGUCGUAGAAAGGAACGACAACUUCAGUGUCUGACGUUUCUCCUCGUUGUAGUCAUUUUUGUGAUGGCCCUUGUAGCCUCGGUCAGCUACUCCAUGCGGAGCAGCAAUGCAGUAACGAACGUGUCAGCAACUAGUGGCGCAGCAACGAAUCUUCUUAAAUCAGUAUGGGUAACUUCGUUCACGAAGCUAGUUGACAUGGAUGAAUCAUCAUCCGACGCCUUGACUGAUGAGGAACUCCAGGAUGGAAUUAUAGCAGGGAAACAGGCAAUCGAGGAACGUCGUGUUGCUGACGAGGCAGCAACGCCGUUAUCGGGUCCGUCGCCAAAUUCCAGGCAUCAGUACGCAGUGAGCACCAGCGUUCGGGCUGGUGAAUUAGCUCUGAUCGGGGUUGGUGAACUGGCAGCAACGAAGAAAAUCGAAGAAGUCAGGAUCCUUGCUGGGAAGAGCUUCCCCGUCGGUACUGCCCUCCAAGCGGAUUGGAUACCAACCGAUACCUGCAGAGAGUUCUCAAGGAUAAAUUGCACCAGUGGUAUAUAUAGGACAUUUGACGGAACUUGUAAUCAUCCUGAGCAAAAAGGUGCAUCCUUGACGGCCUUCAAGAGGAUACUUCCGCCGGAUUACGCGGAUGGAAUAAACGCGCCGAGGAAGGGGAAGCUCGGGAAGGAACUUCCUUCGGCGAGGGAAGUCAGCUUGCUAGUUCAUCCACCUUCUCCUAGUACAAAUCCGUCUUUCACCGUGAUGCUGGCUGUUUUUGGACAGUUUCUGGAUCAUGAUAUCACUGCCACGGCCAUCAGUCAGGGUCAAAAUGGCAGUAGUCUUUCUUGUUGCCCUCCAUCGAAUGGACAUCCUGAAUGCUUCCCUGUAGAGGUUGGUCCAGGAGAUCCUGUAUACGAUAUCGCUGGAAGUUCCUGCAUGGAGUUUGUCAGAUCUGCAUCUGCGCCUCAGUGUAAAAUUGGACCUCGUCAGCAAUUGAACCAGGUCAGUGCAUUUAUCGAUGGCUCUGCUAUCUACGGCCCUGAUGUAUCCACAUCCAGGGAUCUUCGCUCAGGUGUUGGUGGUCUUCUCAGGAUGCAGACUACAUCUGACAAUAGAACUUUACUACCUGCCAGUACCAAUCUUGGGGACGGAUGUAACAGAGAAUUGGAGUUUGCACGUGGUCGUUAUUGCUUCGCCACUGGGGACGGCAGGGCCAACGAGAAUCUUCACUUGACCACCAUGCAUCUUUUGUGGGCGAGACAGCACAAUAGGAUAGCAAAAAUUUUUGCGGAUAUGAAUCCUUUCUGGGACGAUGAGAAACUCUACCAAGAGACGCGACGCGUUAUUGGUGCUCAACUUCAGCACAUUACUUAUCGGGAAUUUAUUCCUAUUAUCUUGGGAGAGCGCGAGACCAUUCUUCGAAAUUUGAAACCAUUAACGUCUGGUUAUCGAGGAAACUAUAAUUCUGAGGUGGAUCCUUCGAUUGCUAAUAAUUUUGCAGCUGCAGCAUUCAGAUUCGCUCAUACUCUUCUUCCUGGUCUGAUGAGGGUUACGGAUGCUGAGAAAGGAACUUCGUCUUAUCUCGAACUUCACAGGAUGCUCUUUAAUCCUUACAGCCUCUAUUUCAAAGGCGGUGUCGAAAGUUCAAUCAACUCAGCGACCUCGAAUGUCAUUCAGAAAACCUCGACUCACGUUACAUCUCAGCUCACUAGACACCUGUUCGAAGACCCCAUGGGUAACGUCUCAGUUCCUUGCGGUCUCGACUUGGUGUCCUUGAAUAUUCAGCGGGGACGAGAUCACGGUUUACCUGGAUACACCAAGUGGAGAGAAUUUUGUGGUCUUAGUAAGCCAGCCACCUUCUUGGAUCUCUCUGAUCAAUUGGAUUCUGAGGCUCUGGAUCAAAUUUCAAAAUUGUAUCGAUACGUUGAUGAUAUUGAUUUAUAUACGGGGGCUCUGGCUGAACUACCAGCAUCUGAUGGUCUACUGGGACCUACCUUCACCUGUCUGAUCUCACAUCAGUUCGUUAGACUUCAGCAAGGCGAUCGUUACUGGUACGAGACACCAGAUCAGCCACACUCCUUUACCGAAGGGCAACUUAAGGAAGUGCGCAAGAGUUCACUGGCUAAAUUGAUCUGUGAUUGCUCGGAUGAAGUCACUGAAAUACAACCUGAAGUCAUGCGUUCAAUCGGGGUGGAUAACCCUAUGUUAUCCUGUGAAGAUAUUCCUGGUCCUUCUUUGAAUCCGUGGAAAGAUACUUCUUUCACGUUAUCUUUGACGGGCUCACCUGUCUUUGUGGACUGGAUGAAUUUUAAAAAUGAUAUCAAUGAUACUGUUCAGGGUAUCAUUUCCGUGUUUGGAGUUAACAAGCCUCCACCUGGAAGUGCCGAUUGGCUUUCGGUUCAAGAUAUGAUGAACAAAUCUUUUGCCGAGCUUAGAGAUCAGUUAGCAGGUUUACAUCCAAAACCAAAACUUGCUUCUGAUUUGAAAUUACCUCAGUAUGCGGAAGUGCAAAAGUUUAUGAACGACUCUCUUAAAGAUGCCGAAGAUCAUGCGUUACGGUUAGGCAAUGAAACAGCUGUAAUCGAUGACUGGAUCAGUUUUAAAGCCAACAUUAUGAAAUCUGUGAAUGAUACUGUAAAUAGCAUUAAAGGAAGUAUACCCAGUACAGUAGAUUGGCUGGCGUUCAAAGAAAAUAUAAAAAGUCAAUUCGCUGACAUUAAGAGUCAAUUAGCUGGCAUCAAAGUGAAGCCAGUUUUAAAAGUAUCAGAUAAUCCGACUGACACGGCUGAUUGGACCCAAUUAAAAAUUGAUAUCAUUAAAUCUGUUAAUGAUGCUGUUGAUUCUAUUAAGAUUAAUAUGCCACCGCCUAACGAUCCAGCUUGGGCCACAUUUAUGAGUAAGAUUAAAGAUCAAUUUGCUUCUAUCAAAGAUCGUAUCCCAACUGCGAAAGGGAAUUUGAAAAUAUCAGCUGACAGCAGUGCUGCAAUGGAUGAUUGGAUAUCAUUUAAGAAUAAUAUUAUAACAUCUUUAAGCGAUACUAUUAUGGCAAUUAAAGAUAAUAUGCCACCACCAGGUGAUCCUGCCUGGAUCACUUUCAGGGACAAGAUCAAAGAUCAAUUCGCUGGUAUCAAGAAUGGAAUUCCAAUAAUGAGACCAAGUGUACCUGUUGAAAGUAUGACAGAUUCCGCCAUUACGGUACUGGAUGAUUGGAUAAAUUUUAAAAAUGAAAUUAUAAAUUCGGUUGAUGUCGCCGUUCAGAAGAUUAAAGACAACAUGCCACCUCCUGGUGAUCCAACUUGGGCAACCUACAGGAAUCAAGUUACAGCAGAAUUUGUUGAUUUGAAAAACAAGAUUCCGGUUUCAAAAACUAAACCAGCCCUCAAAGCGACCCCAGUAGCGGUUUUUGAUUGGAUAGGUUUAAAGAAUAAGAUCAACAAAACUGUCAGUGAUCUAAUAGAUAAUGUAAAUUCUGGAACACUCGCGCCAGGCGAUCCAAAAUGGGUGGAAUUUCGUGAUUACAUAAACAAGUCCUUCUCAGAUCUGCAGAACGACGUGAUUGCUCUCAGACCGAAACCAUCGGGAGUGAAGUUACUGGAAUUGAAGAGUGAUUGGCUGGAGUUUAAAAAUGAAAUUAAUAAAAGUUUGACCACUGCCAUCGACCAUAUUAAAGUACGUUCUGCCCUCUCGGGAGACGCAGCGCGGAUGUCCUUUGGAGACACCGUCAAAGAUCAAUUUGCGGAUAUAAAGAACGAAAUUGCGACUAUAAAGGCAGAAUGGUUAUCGAAGGUUCAGGCAGACGAGAGUAAAGGAUAUAAGCCGGAUAAAGCGAAGAUCAAGGACGUCGUGCCCGUAAACGUUCUGCCACAGGAUCUCCAGUCGCUACGGGCAUUUAAGGAUUUCACAAACAACUCGUUUUCUGAAAUCAAACGUAAUAUCGCAGCGUUUAAGCCAGAUCCUACGACUCCUGUUAUACCAGAAGCGGAAUGGCUCGAUUUCAAGAACGAACUUAACGCUACCCUAAUGGAUUUAAUAAAAAUCACAAAUCACACUGAUCCUACCGCCUGGCUGAAUUUCAAAGCCUCGAUGUCGAAGUACUUUACGGAUCUGAAAAAUGAAAUAAUUUCAUUACAAAAUAUUACAAAAUUACAAGACGACGCUGCAGGAGGGGGGAAAAAGCCUAAAACCAAGACUAAAAGUAAGGUGUCCAAAAACAAAGUUAUUAAUAAGGACAAUUCAACAAAGGGAAUUGAUGAUUUCGACUGGGACGACUUUCAGGCUCAAAUUUCCAUGACUGUUAAUAAUCUUUUCAAUGAUGUCAGUUUGAGCGUGCCUUCUUCGAAUGAUCCAAAAUCUGGUAGUCUACAACAGGCUUUAGUUGAAGCUCGUGAUAAAUUUGAAAAUCUGAAUCCCGCUCCCAUUCUGAAAGCUGUACCGGACGCACCGACCGAUUGGGCACGUUUUAUGCGUAGCAUAAAUAAGACGAUUUCUGAUGUGGUUACCGAAAUUCAAGAUCUUAAACCUUCAGUGGAUGAUCCCAGUAUGGACGAGUAUGAGGAUUCUGUACAUAAUAUGUUCGAUGAGCUCCAAGAUAUUAUUCAGGGGAAGCGGGAUGAAAUUGAGAAUCUCGCAUCCUCAUCCUCACCAUUAAUAUCAGUAGAUUUUCUUCCUUAUGGAAAUAGAUUAAUAUUAAUUCUGACACUCAGCGUUAUUAAAAUAUUUUUACAUUAGGUUGUUGAUGGAAUUAUUUUUUACAUUUUCAUUUUUCUAUGAACACUUGACAAUGAUUCCUUUAUGAACAUUAUAAAUGCUUUGUUCGAACGCAUAUAUAUACAUAUUUAUACUAUAUAAAUAUUGUCUGACAAUGAUUUUACAAAUUAUUAAUUUUAGUUAUAAGUGGGUAUAAAUGUAUGAGAGAAUAAUUUAAUUGAGAUAUCUUAGGAGCUUCAAACAAUGUGCUAUUUUUUACAAGCAUUUCUUUUUCAAUACGAUUAAACACUAAUAAAAUGGUGUUUGAAAACGAAUGGAAUACUUUUUUUAAAUGCAAUACAGAUUAAAGCUUCUGUUAUAACGGCAAUGACAGUUUUAUUAUUACAUACAUAGAUUUAUCAUAUACAAAACUAUUCCGAAUGCAUUUACUAGUCUGUUUUUACAUAAUAAUAAUCUACAACAUCGUUUUCAAUGAUGUAACGACGAAAGCAUACUUUACGAAUAAAUAACACAUUCACCUUGAAA